AUGCGCGCUACCCUGACCCAUCAACAACAGAGCAAUAGCACACAGUCUUCAACCGCCUUGGCCGUCAGGACGAACGUGGUGGAAACAUACAACACCAUGGCCCCCGAACAGCAGCCACAACAACAACAACUUCAGCAACGAUCUUUCACCGUCCAAGAUCCUCAACCAUACUACACACAGCUCACCGCCGUCAGCCAACAUCAAUAUCCGUCGCCAGUCAUGAACCAGACUACCUGGUCCUCGCCACAGUCCAUGUCUACAGAUGAAUUUGACAACUACUCAUAUCGCGGCCAGGCCGUUCAGUCGGCAUACAACCCAGCCUCUCUCUCACCGAGAAGCUGGUCCUCGUCAACCCAGACUCCCCCACCGGUGCAAGCCUCCCAGUACGAGUUGCCCAUUCGUUCUCAGGAACCAGCCUUUGGGCUUGCCAACGACCACUUGACAAUGUCGCCAGAGACGCUGCGCGGAACAGAUCUGAACGUCUCUCUUCACUACAGUAACAGCGGCUAUCCCGACGGCUUUGAGCAGCGCCAUUUUGAUCCCGAGCCCUUGCAGCGAACUCUAGAGAGCGAUAGAGUUCACUACGCAUCUUCGCCAGGUACCGACGCUCCUGGGUCACCCUACGGCGGCUCUCCGACCUCAUUCCACGUUGGCGACUUGCCCGAUGUCAUCCCGGACCUCGGUAGCCACAGUCCUUCUACCAAGGCCAACCCCCAGCCAGAUGCUGCCAACAACAACAACGGCGAGGGUCCGCCUUACGCCAAACUCAUCCACAGAGCCCUCAAGAACGCACCAGACCACUCCAUGACUCUGCAGGAGCUCUACAAGUGGUUCAGAGACAACACCAACAAGCCUCAGAGGACCGAGAAGAACGGGUGGCAGAACAGCAUCCGCCACAACCUCAGCAUGAACGACGCGUUUCAGAGAAGAGAGAAGGAGAUCUUCACGCAACCAGACGGCCACACGUCUAACGAGAAGCGCGUGUCUGAGUGGUAUCUCAACCCCAAGUACCUUGAUGACAUCCUGCCGACCACGCACUUCCGUGAUGGCAACCGCGGCGGCACCUCGCGCAGCCUCCUCGGUCGCCGUGCCUGCAACGCCGCCGCCGCCAACGCCAACGCGCUCGGCGGCGGUCCCAUUAGCAUGGGAAGACAUAACAGCCCUCCCCGCUCUUCCACCAUCACGCACUACCCGAAUCCCGACUAUCCCAACCGUUCCAUGCCCGGCCGCGCCAUUUCUGGACGCCGUGGAGGCCGCGCCACGACAAACUCCCGCAACGCAAGGCGCCAACGAUCCCAGACCGGGUCCAUGAGCCCCGUCAUGGCCUCGCAACAUCACCACCAGCACCACCACCAUCAGCAGCAGCUUCCUCCGCACAUGCAGAUGCACGAGGAAAUGAUGAGACGGAGCCAGGUGGCCAACGAGCAGUGUUUCCAACAGCAGCAGCAGCAGCGCGAGAUUCAAGCUCGCGGCGGUCCUCUCAACCUCAGCCCCAUGUCUCCAACAGGAACCGUCCUUAUUAGCAGCACGCCCGGCGGCGGCAACAUCACAACUCCCACCAGCGCUCCGGGGUCCUUCAUGGCCGCAGCCCAGCCCUACCAGUUCCAGGGCUAUGCCAUGGCUGAUGUCUCUGGAGUGUACAGCCCUUCGACACCCACCGACGGUGCCAUCUAUGGAUGGGGCUCCAACGCCCAAUUGUGA
Messenger RNA from Colletotrichum acutatum, 1701 nucleotides. RefSeq lists its product as uncharacterized. Gene Ontology annotation, molecular function: DNA-binding transcription factor activity, RNA polymerase II-specific; RNA polymerase II cis-regulatory region sequence-specific DNA binding. The transcript has 2 exons. NCBI's taxonomy places the organism in Eukaryota, Fungi, Ascomycota, Sordariomycetes, Glomerellales, Glomerellaceae. The record is from RefSeq and is a predicted model, not a curated record. Gene Ontology annotation, cellular component: nucleus. Gene Ontology annotation, biological process: regulation of transcription by RNA polymerase II. The coding region runs from base 1 to 1701 and encodes 566 amino acids.